UAAAAUAAUUUAAAUGAAAUUAAUGAUCGUCAACUAUAAUAAAUGGUGUUUUUCUCUCAAACUAGCUCCCGUUUCAAAUCAUCAAAUUAUUGAGCGCGUGCUUAAGAAGGAAUAUAAUUUUCGAAUGCGAUUUUUAAUAUUUGUAUAUAAUUUGUAUUUAUUUAAUCAGGGACAAUGCACAUUAAUAACAUAUUAAAUAAUUGUAAAAUGUGCCAGAUUUAGCCAAAAUGGCUUGUUUUCAUCUGUAGUACCUUGGCAGGUUGAUGUUUGGAAAAAAUAAAAUACAUGUUGUUAAAUCUUUCAGAUUUUAGAGAAAUCCAGUUAAUUUACAUUAUAUUAAUAAUCUAAUUAUGGUUAAUCAAGGUUGUGAAUGUUUUAUUUUAUUUUUGCAUGACCUAAAUCGCAACAACAAUAACAAAACAUUACAGUGAACAAGAAUAAGUGAGGGAAUUCAGAGAGACAAACAUAAAAAGAAAUACUUCAAUGUAUAAAAUAUAAACACUUUAAAAUAAAUGUGUUUGAUAAUUAUGAGGGAUUUCUUAAAGACUUUUAUGGGAGGAUGUUUGUGAAUUUCAGUCAGACAGCAAGCGGCGCACGCGGACCGCAGUACUGCGCGACUCAGCUCAUGCAUAUUAAUGAAGCACGCAAACGUUCCGGUGGCGUAGAAUAAUUAAUAUUCAUGAGCCGGGCGUUACGCUCACAGCAUCAGCGGUGAGAGUCACAUGGAUGCUGAAUUGACGCACAUAUUCUAUUCUAUUCUUUUCUGUUUUAUUCUAUAAUAAAACAGACGGAUGCGCCGCCCCCUUUUGAAUUCAUUUAUGAGAACACUAGAAUUACAACUUUAUAAACUACAUAGAGGCUCUGUCUAUGUCAUAUACUGUAUAUUACAUGAGGGGCGGGUCUUCAGGAAGGGGGCGUGUCUCUCUUUCUGUUCCGCAGAGCUCCAUCGCAGUGAACGCAGGAUGGAGCAGCUCGUCGGCCGCAGCGCUCCGCCAGGCCCGGUGCUGCAGGUGUGUUUCCCCAGCGCCCGCGCGUCGGUUCUGGAGAAUCUGAACCGGCAGCGCGAGGAGGGUCAGCUGUGUGACCUGUCCAUUCAGGUGCAGGGUCAGGUGUUCCGCGCGCACCGGUGUGUGCUGGCCGCUUCAUCGCCGUAUUUCCACGACCAGGUUCUGCUGAAGAACGUCACCACGGUGUCACUUCCCUCCGUCAUGGACCCUCUGGCCUUCGAGAGCGUGUUAAACUCGGCCUACACGGGUCAGCUCAGCAUCGUGCGUGACGACAUCAUCAACUACGUCACGGUGGCCAGCUUCCUGCAGAUGUGGCACAUCGUGGACAAGUGCACGGACAUCCUGAAGAGAUCGCGACCUUUGGUCCAGCUCAGCCCCGGCGGGGCGACGUCCUCCAGUCACCAGUCGCCCAGCAGCUCCGAUUGCUGCUUCGCCGAUCCAGAAGACGGGGAGCGAGCGACGGGCGAACAAACUCUUGAAAAAAGAUCGCAAAGCGCACUACCACCUCUGGCCACAUGGAGGCGUCCGACUCAGAGCAGAUGGAGCAGAAGCAGCCUGACGUUCCCCAUCCGAACGGAGCCUGAAUGUGGCCCAAAUACGGGAGACGAAGGUUUCCACGCAUUCCCUGUCGCGCCUUUGCCGUCCAUCGAAACUUCGGACUUCGCAAGGCACCGAAUCCGCGCUCGUCUCCGGGGAGCGAAGGAAGACGAGGAGCAGAGGAAGAUGGAAGCAGAUGAAGGAGUCGGAGAACCGCUGGAUGAGGACAAAGUGAGGGUGAAGUGUGAGGAGCACCAGGCCGGAGCCGUCGAGUCGGACGGACGUCUCAGAGAGAGCGAGAGCGGCGAGACGGAGCAGGAGACGGACGCAGUGUGGAACCAGUGGACUUUGUCAGAUGCCAAGCUGCUGGACGAAGACGAGGAGAACGAAACAGACAUCGCGUUCGAGACCUACGACGAAAUCGAGAAGGCCACGGGGCAGAUUUCCCAGCGUCCCUUGCCACCGCCACCGUCCGACCAGUUGGCGCCGGGAACGUCCGAGCUUUCCUGGGUCUCGCAGUCGUCCUCGUCCUCCCCGUGCUCUCCUCUCUCUGCGACGCCCAAAGUCCACUUCUGUCACUGUGGCAAAGCGUACACGCUGAAGAGCAUGCGCGACCGCCACGUGAAAAUGCAACACCUGAACCUGCGUCCGUUCGCCUGCCCCGUCUGCUCCAAGAGCUUCAAGAUGAAGCACCACCUGACCAAACACGUCAAGACGCACGGAGGCCUGCGUCCGUACGAGUGCUCGCUCUGCGGCAAGAAGAUCGUCUGGAGAGACAGUUUCCUCAAGCAUCAGGCUCGCUGCCAGGGAACGACAACAACGAUGACGUCUGGCUGUCAAAAUGACAACGCAGAUGUACCUGGACAAGUGAAGGUGGAACAGGAUGAUUAUUCAUUACAGGACGAGGAAAUACACUCUUAAAAGUAAAAGUUCCGAAAGAGGUUUUUGCAUUGAAUGCCAAAAGGAAUGCCAUUCCUUUCAGUCAACAGUUCUUAAAAGAACAACUUUUUUCCACUAUAAAAUUGCAGUUUAAAGUUUCUGUGGAUGUUAAAGGUUCUUUAUGGAACCAUCGACGCCAAUAAAGAACCUUAAUUUUCACACACUCUUAAAAAUUAAGGUUCCAAAAGAGGGUUCGCCGAAGAACCGUUCAGUAAUCAGUUCUUAAAACAACCAUUUUUUCUUAGUGUGGUUGUUGAAGGUUCUUUCCACUAUGAAGAACCUUUAAUGUAUUGGUCUCAAACUCAAUUCCUGGAGGGCCACAGCUCUGCACAGUUUAGCUCCAACCCUAAUCAAACACACCUGAUCCAGCUAAUCAAGCUCUUCAGUAUCACUAGAAACUUCCAAGCAGGUGUGAUUUGGAGCUAAACUCUGCAGAGCUGUGGCCCUCCAGGAAUUGAGCUCGAGACCACUGCUUUAAUAGUUCCAUGGAGAUUAAAGUUUCUUAAUGGAAAUAUUGGCACCAAUAAACCAUUAUUUUAAGAGUGUAGACAGACAUUUGCCGUGAAAAAAAAGGAAACAGUGGAGAUCAGUGUUUGUUUAUCUACUCAUUCAUUACAGGAAGAGUAAAUACACUCUUUAAAUGGAAAAGUUCCAAAAGAGGUUUUUGUAUUGAAUGCCGAAGGAAUGGCAUUACUUUCAGUCAACAGUUCUUAAAACAACAAUUUUUUUUCCACUGUAAAGAACCAUUUGUGCAAUUGAAAGGUUCCAUGCAUGUUAUAGGUUCUUUAUGGAGCCAUCAAUGCCAAUAAAGAACCUUUAUUUUUAAAAGUUCACACAUACCCCUUUUCCACCAGCAUGAACCGAGUGCUAGUUCAGAACCAGUGCUAUUGCUGGUUCGGAAUUUGUUCGACUGGCGAGCCUCCUAAGAACCAGUUUGCUUUUCCACUGGCUAGAGAGCCACCACAGAGCCAGGACUUGCGUCACUGAAUACGUCUCAUUUCCCCUAACAGCGCCAAACACAACGGGCUUGUUCGGGACGCAUCGGCACCGGGUGGACCAAUCGGCACACGAUACCGAGGCGCUGCAGGAAUGAUCUAAAAGCAUAAAGAGCCGUCUGUCUUCCAGUCGCUCCCGUAGCGCACUGGUGCCCGGUGCCAUCCCUAACAAGCCUAAACACCAUCAACAAUGGUGGAUGUUGUGUUGCUAUUGACGUUCAUGGCUUUAAGAACCUACAUCGGCAUCCAAACACAGCGAAUCCAACGUGUUUGUGUUCAGCUGUUAUUUCAAAUAUGGCAGUCAAAUGUAUUUUGUUGGUCACGGUAACCCAGCCCCUGACACAAGCUGUUCUUACUUCUAGCCCAGCAAUGUUUUGGUGCUACUUACGAACCACUUUUCCUGGUUCGGAGCAGGUGCUCUGGGUGUCGAAAGACAAAGAACCCGAUUUGAAACUAGGCUCUGGCUCCGAACCAGCACUCAAACUGCAUUGGUGGAAAAGGGGUAACACUCUUUAAAAAUAAAGGUUCCAAAAGAGGGUUCCCCAAAGAACCUUUCAGUGAUCAUUUCUUAAAGCAACCAUUUUUCUUAGUGUGGAUGUUGAAGGUUCUUUCCCCUAUGAAGAACCUUUGAUGGUUACAUGGAUGUUGAAGUUUCUUAAUGGAAAUAUUGGCACCAAUAAACCUUCAUUUUAAGAGUGUAGACUGACAUUUGCCGUGAACAAAGGAAACAAUGGAGAUCAGUAUUCGUUUAUCUACUAAUUGAUUACAGGAAGAGGAAAUACACUCUUUAAAAUUAAAAGCUCCAAAACAAAGUUUUUGCAUUGAAUGCCAUUGAAGGACCAUUUUUGCCCAAAGAACCUUUCAAGUUUUUUUUCUUGGUGGGGACAACAUUUUAUUAAUCUAUACAACCUUUUUCCGCUGUAAUGAACCUCUUAUCCAAUGGAAAGGUUUCAUGGAUGUUAAAAGUACUUCUUGGGACCAUCGAUGCCAAUAAAAACCUUUAAUUCUAAGAAUGUAUCAAACCUUUUUCCAAGAUAAAGAACCUGUAAUGGUUCAAUGGAUGUUUAAGUUCUUAAUGGAACAUUUGGGCCCAAUAAAGAACCUUUAUUUUUAAGAAUUCACACACACUUAAAAAUAAAGGUUCCAAAAGAGGGUUCCUCGAAGAUCCUUUUAGUGAUCAGUUCUUAAAAGAACUAUGUUUUUUUAGUGUGAAGAACAUUUGAAAAAUCUAAAGAACCGUUUUCCAUUUUAAAGUACCUGGGCCCGGUUGCAUGAAAGCCCUUAAGCUAAGAAAUCCCUUAGUAUAAGGUUAAGGGAACCCUUAGUGAAACUUGGGUUGCAAGAAAAAUCCUAAGGGUCAACUUAAGGAACCUUAAGGCUGUCAUUAAAUAUUCCUCUUAAUUAUCUGAAAGUGUUCCCUCAAGUGUUGCUACAAUGUCCUUAGUAACUAUUUCACCUUGAUGAAUUUAAGGAACCAAAACAGCUCCCUUAAGUCAUCUUAAACUCAGUAUUUUUAAGCUCAAAUGUAAGACUUAAGACAUGUUUUUAAGACCUGCACAAAUAAAAUAUCAUAUUAGCGUAGUAGGGCAAUGACUGUGGUAACAUAUUAAACUGUAAAAAGCAUGACUUACAGGUUUUCACAAAACAAAAAGUUUUAUAUAUAUUUUUUAAGAAAAUGGAUGAGUUGUAUCAAUUAUUAUAUUAAUUUAAACCAUUAUUAUGAAUCAGUUAUUACAUUAAUUAAAGAAUAUAAAUGUAAUGCAUGUCUUAAUUGUUUAGAUUUUUAUAAUGCAUUAUCUUUUUGUCGAUCUACCUGUUCACAUUUACAACUCUGCGUGUUUGCAGCAUCAAAACAUGGGUUAAUUUUCACAUUUAUUAACAUUUCCGUCAUUGGUCAGCAGGAGGCACUUUCAAAAACAAAGCGGUUUCCUCGGUAACGACUGUACACAAAGCAGCGCAGAAAUGGGCAGCGCUCGUUUAUUUGUUCAUGUUUUAGUUGGUUAGGUUUAUAUUGCGUUAUGUUCAGUUUAUUGUCAUAGAUAUACAUAUCUAUGGUUAUUGUGAGAUAUAGUAACUAUAGCAACCGCGGCACCCAUUGCCGUAUGUUGCCAGGAACUACCGUGAAAUGCUUAGGAUAAACACUUAGGUAAGGGUGACAGUUAAGACGUUUGUUGCAACGCUCUUAAAGAAAUCCCUUACCUCAGGGAAUUUUUUCCCCUCAGGGAUACCCCCAAGUCAAAUUACUUGAGGACUUUCAUGCAACCGGCCCUGGUUCUAUGGAUGUUGAAGGUUCUUAAAUGGAAAAAUUGGUCCCAAUAAAAUAGUUUCAAAAAUAGUUUUUUUGUUGUUGUUGUUGUUUUGCAUUGAAUGCCAUUGAAGAACCAUUAGUGAGCCAUCUUUUCUUAGUGUGAAGAACAUUUUAAUAAUGAACCUUUUUCCACUAUGAAGAAUCUUACAUGGUUCCAUGGACGUUGAAGGUUCUUAUUGGAACCAUUGGCGCUAAUAAAUAACCUUUAUUUUAAGAGUGUAGACCGACAGUAGCCAUGAAAAAAACCGAAAGGAAACAGUGGAGAUCAUUGUUUGUUUAUCUACGAAUUCAUACAGCAAGAGGAAAUACACUCUUUAAAUGUCAAAGUUCCAAAAGAGGUUCCUUUUAAGGUUAAGGUUCCAAAUUCCUUUAAGAAACAUUUUUGGUUUCCCAAAGAAUGUUACAUUUUAAUAAUCUGAAUACCUUUUUCCAUGUAAAGAACCUCUUAUCCAAUGGAACGGUUCCAUGGAUGUUAAAGGUUCUUCUUGGAGCCAUUGAUGCCAAUAAAAACCUUUUUCCAAUAUAAAGAACCUGUAGUGUUUCAGUGGAUGAUUAAGUUCUUCACAGAACAUUUGGGCCCCAAUAAAGAACCUUUAUUUUUAAGAGUGUAGACAGACGUCGCCGUGAGUGGAGCAGAGAUCAGUGUUCAUUUAUUUACUAAUGCUCCACAUAUGUAGCAGAUCUGAAUAUAUUCUAGAAGCACUGUUUUAAAAAAUAAAACUCAAGUCGUUUGGUGUGUGUUUAGCUGUUUAACGUGUUUAU
Molecule: messenger RNA, 6548 nt
Organism: Onychostoma macrolepis
Lineage: Eukaryota; Metazoa; Chordata; Actinopteri; Cypriniformes; Cyprinidae
Gene: zbtb22a
Product: zinc finger and BTB domain containing 22a
Exons: 4
Coding region: 792-2465 (557 amino acids)
Biological process (GO): regulation of transcription by RNA polymerase II
Molecular function (GO): DNA-binding transcription factor activity, RNA polymerase II-specific; RNA polymerase II cis-regulatory region sequence-specific DNA binding; protein binding
Source: RefSeq, a predicted model, not a curated record